AUCUGCUCUGUAGGCUGCCUGACUCCCAGCCCAGCUCAGGACCUCCUGCAGGGGAUUAGUGAGGCUGUUCUCACGUUGUAAGGAGCUGAUGCCCUCACCAAGUUUGGAUUUCAGAAGUAAUCUGUCCUACACAUUCCAAUUGGAUCUAACCUUGCUAUGUGUCGAGAUCUGUUUCAGGAGGAAGUCUUUUUUUCUCACUAGCUAACAAGUCCCAGGGAUUGUGAUCUUGCUAGUCUUGUCUUUACUUCUCAGCUGUUUUUUUCUUCUUUGCCUCCCCCUGAUCUCUCUGGACCAGCUGUUGUUAAAGGAGCCCUGAUGUCUUCAUUUGACUCCCCGCAGUUGUUGAUGGUUUGUGCUUCUCAGAUUCCCAGGGAGGAUCUUAGCAUCAAGACUUAUUUUGCGCAGAAAAGCUGUGGCUGCUGCUUCAUUUUAUGCUGAUCUUGGAGGGAAGGAAAUUAUUAUUCUAACAGCUAAUUGCAACAAGGACCUCAACAGCCAAAGCCACCUGCUUACCUGUGGUUGUGUUCACUAAAGUCUAUGAUUGUAGCAGACUUGUAGAACCAUCCUGGACAAUCAGUUUCUUAUAUAUUUUCAAGGGUCGUAUUCUUUUGGGAGAGUUUAAUGUCCUUCUUAGGUCUAAAGAGGCCAUACAAACGGUCCCUUUCUUGGAAGUUUUUCUAAGAUGAAGUUAUGGGCUUUUCUGGCAGUCUGCAUUUUGAUGUUGAGUUCUGUAUCAAACAUCCCGUUGCCCUCAAACUGGUUAGCUGGUAAGAAGCGAUUCCAAUUGCAAGAAGCUCCGAAGGAAGACAAGGACACUGCUUUGGGGAUGUAUGAGCCGGUUCCUGAGGGUCCCACUACUAUCCUGGGACCACAAGAUCUACAGAUAUACUCUGAAAUACCUGAUGAUUAUCCAGAGCAGUUUGAUGAUGUACUGGAAUUCAUUCAAGACACAAUAAAAAGACUUCGGAGGUCGUCCAACAAGCAAACUCUCUCCAGGCAAGGAAGAGGAAGGAAUAGAGUUGUACCGAGUAUUGAGAAUUCCAGUAAAAAAACAGGGAAAGACAGAAAGAGAAAAAAUAAAGGCUGUGUUUUGCGGGAGAUACAUUUGAACGUGACAGACUUGGAUUUGGGGUAUGAAACUAAGGAAGAACUUAUCUUUCGGUACUGCAGUGGAUCUUGUAAUGACCCAGAGACAAUUUAUGACCAAAUUCUAAAAAAUCUAACAAGAAAGAAAAAAUUAGUUAAUGACAAAGUUAAGCAGGCUUGUUGUAGGCCGAUUGCUUAUGACGAUGAUCUUUCUUUUUUGGACGAUAACUUAGUUUAUCAUACCCUGAGACAACAUUCCGCCAAGAAAUGUGGAUGUAUUUGACUUGUUGAGAUUGCCACAUGAAUGUGAGCAUUGCAUUCCUGCAGUAAUGCAAAGGAAGGGAUCAAGAUUCCCAAAGUGGCGCUCCCGCCGAUGGAGAAGAGGACCAAGGAAGACGGAGCAUCAUAUCUUGCUGGGAACCCAUAGAGAUGUUUGUUGAGCACCAGGGAAGGAGUCACAAGUAAAGGGCUCUGGCAAAUCUACAGCAGAACAUCUACAGAAGAAGACAAAACUCUAGAUGUUGGAUAUCGUACCACCAUUAUAUAUGCUAUAGCUCACCAGCAGUAUUGACUGGACAAGUCAAUAACCAGCUUUAAAAAAACACAACCGUUUAUACUUCAUGCAUGUCAGGUUUACCAAUAUAUUUUUGUACAAAAAUAUGUAUAUCGUGAUCCAUUAUUUCUGUAUUUGGGGAAUGAUUAUAAUAUUUACAAUUUGCAAUACAUGAUAUAUCAGUACACUUAAAAUCCUGUAUGGUUGGUAUUGUAUAAAAUCAGAUUCUUUCUAACUGUACACAGUGGGCUCAUUUCCAUUUAGUUCUGCAAUAAACAGGGAGUUAUUUCAAAACCCAAAUUAAUUUGCUGGAGUAAAUAUUCGGAAGUUCCCCUUAUUGAUUAGUCAAUACAGUUAGAAUAAGCGACCAUCUGACACAGAAUAAUUUUUUUUUGGUUUACAGAGAGUCAUUUCUCCUUUUUUGACAAUACAUUAAUUAUUGGUCCAUAGGGGCCAACAGACUACUUGAUGCCAUGCAUCCUUUCAGAUACAUGAAUAUAUAAAGGAUAUUUAUUGAGAAUUAAGUUAUUUCUAUUUAUUACAGUCCACUUUUGAAUGUUUCUUUUUUUUCCUAUUUAUUAAACUUUCUCUUCAAUGGUGCCAAAGUGGAGCAUGCUUUCAAGAUUGAGAUUUUAUAGCAGAGGAAUUUCAUACUUUACUUUUUUUGAAGGCUUGAAUACAAAAUGCUGUACAUGCUGGAAAAUUUGCAUUAAGCAUAUUUAAUCACUGCUUGCUCAUUGUUUGUAACCCGUACGCAUUAGGGGAAAGGUUCACCUGUUCCUUGUUUAUUCUGUUUGUUGCACAGUAUUUUCGUUGAUACCAAAUAUAUAAAGGCAAUCUUCUAAUUCUCUACAGUUCCCACAUCAACAGAUGAUGCGUUUUUCAAGCUGGUUUAAUGUGUUAUUAAUAUAAUAAUAAUGUUUAAUAUAUGAAUAAUUUAAAUAUGCUGUAGUCUGCUUCAUACACAUCUUGUAAAAACAUGUCAUUCAUUUUUCUAAUCUGUUACAGCAGCUAUGAGCUUACUUAACAUUAAAGGGACACUGAACCCACAUUUUUUUCUUUCAUGAUUCAGAUAGAGCAUGCAACUUUAAGCAACUUUCUAAUUUAUUCCUAUUAUCAAAUGUUCUUCAUUCUCUUGGAUAUCUUUAUUUGAAAAGCAAGAAUGUAAGUUUAGAAGCCGGACCAUUUUUGGUGAACAACCUGGGUUGUUCUUGCUGAUUGGUGGAUAAAUUCAACCACCAAUAAACAAGUGCUGUCCAGUGUUCUUAACCAAAAAUUGACUGGCUC
Messenger RNA from Bombina bombina (fire-bellied toad), 2926 nucleotides. RefSeq names its product glial cell derived neurotrophic factor (gene GDNF). Bases 683 to 1369 code for a protein of 228 amino acids. The record is from RefSeq and is a predicted model, not a curated record. Lineage: Eukaryota; Metazoa; Chordata; Amphibia; Anura; Bombinatoridae. The transcript has 3 exons. Gene Ontology annotation, biological process: positive regulation of branching involved in ureteric bud morphogenesis; peripheral nervous system development; negative regulation of neuron apoptotic process. Gene Ontology annotation, molecular function: receptor tyrosine kinase binding; glial cell-derived neurotrophic factor receptor binding; growth factor activity.